AUGAUUGAAGUUUUAUUUGCUGUACGAAAAGAUCAAUUUAAAGCUAAUCCAUCUGGUCUUGAUUUAGUUAAUGAAAAUGAUCAAUAUACACAUAUGUUUGCAUUAGAUGAUCCAUGUAAAUUUGAACCAAUGCAUGAUGAAAAUAGUGAUGAUGAAGAGAAAUCAAAUAUUGGUUCAUUCGAUAGUGAUGAAGAAAGUAAGUAGAAAAUGGUAUUUAUUCAUAACUAUUCAAUGAAAAUUUUUCAAAGAAAAAUAGUUUAGUCAUUUUAAGUAAAUAUAUAAUUCCUUUAUCCGUUUGUGGAAGUCAAGACGAAAUAAUAAGGAAGCAAUAGUAUCGAUCGAGUGUUUGAGAUGAAAUAAUUUUUGUAUAGCUAUAUGGUUAGACUGAAAUAAAUUGAAAAAGAUUCGAGCUCAUACAUCUUUACAGAAGUAGGACAGUUUUGCUGGAUUUUUAGCAGCGGAUAGAAUACUGGCAAGACAAUUUUAAAAAAUAAAAGACUUUUGAAUUGAAAUUUUGUCGAUAAGUAAGUUUCUGAUGAUCCUAAAUAGUUACUUCCUUUUUGGGAUAUUUCAAGAAAGAAGUAUAAGAAUUUUGAUUAAAAUAUUUUAGAUAUUCUUAAAAAUCAUGAGAAUCAUGUAUCAACUAGCUUUCAAUUCUAAAAUCUUUUGUUCAAUUUUUUUAUCGAAAGCUAUUUCUAUGAGAGAAAUUCAGCAACAUUGUAGUAACUCUAUAGGCAAAGACUAUAAGUUAAAAUCUUUUAGCAGUUGUUUUAGUCUAAAAUUCCAUUCUAUAUGUCGAGAAUAUGAGCUUAAAACGAGUGAAUGACUUCAAGCUGUUCAUUCGUAUGUUAAUUCUUAUCUAUGCUACUGAACACUUUUGUUUUGAAUAAAUUCAAUAUGUAUUGUUUUGUCUCUUCUAUAGAAUAUAUACUUGAUUGUUCAUAUUUUUUCAUAAAACAAUGUCUAAUGAUUUCUACAUCAACAAUCGAAAAAACAUUCAAAAUUGAGUAGUUGAUCAUAUAAUUAAAAGAUGGGAAAUGUUGAAUUAGUUCACUAUUUUGUUUUUUUCAGAAAAGAAUAUUUAAUGUAUUUGAUAUUGAUGUAGUAGCAAUACUUUAUCAAGGUUUUCUCUUUCGAAUAUGCAAUUUAAAACUUCGGAAGGACUCAUCUCUAUCUAUUGGAGUACAGAAAUGUAGUAUAUCGUACAAUAAGCUCAAAUUAUUGAACGACCAAGACGAUGUUCAGACAAGCACUGCUCCAUCGGCUCUCAUCCUGAACAAAAUAAGGCUGUCGAUUGAUUAUCUCGUACUUAACAUUUU
Messenger RNA from Rotaria sordida, 1319 nucleotides. NCBI's taxonomy places the organism in Eukaryota, Metazoa, Rotifera, Eurotatoria, Philodinida, Philodinidae. The record is from the annotation of a GenBank genome assembly.